Anastrepha obliqua is the source of this 7137-nucleotide messenger RNA. RefSeq lists its product as uncharacterized. Gene Ontology annotation, cellular component: cytoplasm. The transcript is spliced from 8 exons. Bases 638 to 6265 code for a protein of 1875 amino acids. Gene Ontology annotation, molecular function: protein serine/threonine kinase activity; S-adenosylmethionine-homocysteine S-methyltransferase activity; AP-2 adaptor complex binding. NCBI's taxonomy places the organism in Eukaryota, Metazoa, Arthropoda, Insecta, Diptera, Tephritidae. Gene Ontology annotation, biological process: regulation of clathrin-dependent endocytosis; protein phosphorylation; positive regulation of Notch signaling pathway. The record is from RefSeq and is a predicted model, not a curated record.
CACGAAAUCGUGAUCAAAGCAGAGAAUAAAAAUGACAAACGGGACAGAAAACCUGCAAAUGUCAAGUCUCAACUUUGUGGUUUUUCGCUAUUGUUGGCAGGAGAAAAAGUUCAAUUAUUGCGAUUUUUCCGUAAAAUCGUCAGCAAAAUUUUAUGAAAUUAAAUAUCUAAAGCAAAUUUAAUAUCCAAUAAAAAAGUUUAGUAUUUGUGCUUGCAAAUAAAAUGGCAAAUAUAUCAAAUGAAUUGGCCAAAAUAUUGAAGUAGUAGUUGCGAAAAAUACAAAGAAAUAAAUCGAAUACCAAGAAUAAAAAAAAAAACUUUCUUUUCUGCCAUUAAAAACGGCGGAUGCAAAAGCAGCUGUUGGAAUUGGGAGAAACGACGUAAAAGUAUAAAAAGUGUCAGUAAAAAAGAGAAACGGAAAGAAAUAUUUUAGUGCGUUCUAAAUUUCCUAAGUCCGCCAGGCUGCCGCCGGAAAGAAACGAAGGGUUCACAAAUAGUGGGCGUUUCGUCAUCAUCCCCAGUUAACGCCACCAUCACCGUCCUGUGUAAUUUUCACUACCUGUCGUGCAGCCUCCGCAAACGUUCCAUAUUUGCGGCCAAACACUCCACCACCUUUGUGUGGUCAACAUACUAUCGACAUGAAGAAAAUUUUUUCAAAAUUCGAUAAAAAUGAAAAACUGGAUAAUUCGCACAAUCACUCCACGUCGAAGGAGACCAACAGUUUUGUUGGUAAAGUGUUUACGGUGGGGCGUGUGAGUGUGACCGUCGAAGAUGUGUUGGCCGAAGGUGGUUUCGCCAUGGUCUUCCUCGCUAAAGCCAACACAGGCAACACAAAAUAUGCGCUAAAGCGUAUGUAUGUGAAUAACGAGCACGACUUGAACGUGGCCAAGAGGGAGAUUCAGAUCGCUAGCAAUCUGAGCGGUCACAAGAAUAUUAUAGGCUAUGUGGACUCAAGCAUUACGCACACCGGCAACGGUGUAUGCGAAGUACUAUUGCUCAUGCCCUACUGCAAGCAACACAUGCUGGCCAUGAUGAAUGCACGAUUGCAGGUUGGCUUCACCGAGCAGGAAGUUCUCACCAUAUUCUGUGAUAUUUCGGAGGCAGUGUCACGUUUGCACUUCUGUCAAACUCCCAUUAUCCAUAGGGAUUUGAAAGUGGAGAAUAUACUGCAGAAUGAUGCUGGUAAUUUUGUGCUUUGCGAUUUUGGCUCAGCCACCGCAAAAAUAUUAAAUCCACUGCAACAUGGCGUCACUGGCGUCGAGGAGGAAAUACAAAAGUACACAACUCUAUCGUAUCGUGCACCCGAAAUGAUCGAUCUCUAUUCCGGCAAAAGUAUUACGACUAAAGCAGACAUUUGGGCGCUCGGUUGUAUGCUCUACAAGUUAUGCUUCUUCAAUUUGCCCUUCGGCGAAAGUACGCUGGCCAUACAAAAUGGCCAAUUCUCCAUCCCAGACAAUUCCAAAUACUCAAAGGGCAUGCAUCAAUUGAUUAAAUAUAUGCUCGAGCCUGAUAUGGAGAAACGACCGAAUAUCUGGCAAGUGUGCGAGGUGGCUUUCCGAUUGGCCGGCAAAGACAACCCAGUUCAAAAUUUGCACAAAUCGCCAACACCAAACUACGACCUACUUGUCGUCCCCCCAUUCGAGUCCGAAGCGAAACGCAUUUCUGCCGCUGCUGCCAGUGCCUCAAAAACGCCUAAACCACAAAGUGUACCCAUAGUCGAGUCGGGCACAAGCGUGGCGCCACGUCAACGUCCCAAAGGUUCCUCCGCUGUGCAUGGUCAAAAUCCGCUGGGUCUUGGCUUACCGCCAAGUCCAUCACCACGCAACAAUAUAACAUCGCCACAACCACAACAACCGGUAGUCGAACAAUUUCAAGCGAAUUUUCCGCAAUUGGCGCCGCCAGUCGUGCCGCCGCCACCAACACCUCAAACAGCAACAGCAGUUUCUGUUUCCGCAGUCGCCAUAGCAGCGCCAACACCAGCACCUACCACCGCGGUAGCUGCAACACCCACUGCUGUACUACCACCACCACAACAACCACAAACUGUGACCCAAGCAAAUAGUAGCAUUGCAGCAAUUGCGACACAACAAGCACCACCCGAGGUGUUGAAUAGCCUCUUUGAGUCAUCCGUGUAUCCAGAUCCAUUCAGUGAGAAUGCGCCGGUGUCGUUGAAACAGACAGCAGUGGAUGCGGUGCCAAGCAGUAGUGGUGGUGGAGGUAUAGGAGACGGUUUGGAAAAUAUAGCGGCGAGUAGUUUAUCAGCACACCAAGUGGUCAAUAGUACGCCUACGAAGAGUAGUAUGCUGACUGUGUCGAGCGUGGGCUCGAGCGUGAGCAGCAGUGGCACUUCUGGACAUCGGCGCAACGUUAGCGAUACGUCUGCCUUUAAUAAAACCUUCGCAAAUGAGACCUCUCAAUUCCUGGCGCCCUAUGAUCACUCGGUCAAAAGUCGUGCGACACACUCGAACGAUGCCAGUGGCGAUGGAGGGGACGACAGCAUGCUGGUCAAUGCAAUGGCAAAUUCUGGCACCAACUAUGGUGGCUCGAAUCCUGGUCUCUUUCUGCCAGCAGCACAAACGCUGCAUAUGCAAGGACAAGGUGCAGCCGCCGCCAUGUCGGCGUCCAUAUCGAAUGCUGAAUUGACGAGCGCUCAAGUGUUGCGCAGCAAUACGGACACCAACAAUGGCAUGGCAAAUGUGGAUGCCGUCGCGUCUAUAAGUCGCGCAAGUGGCGGUUCAUUGGAAAAGCGCAUUGACGCCUGGAAUCCUUUCGAAGAGCAACCGUUCGAUCAAAUGACCGAAGAUCACAUAUUUGAAGCUGAAUUCGACAAGAUACGCCAACGUGGCAGUCAAGGAAGCAUUACUGCCAAGUCUGCAUCAACUACUUCAACAUUGACGCCCACUGAAGGUUAUGUGGCAGGAAUGCCUCCACCGCCAUUGCCGCAACAGCAAGCACAACCCCCGCCCACGGCUACGUUUGGCCAAACUGGCGCUAGCGCUGGCACAGUUACAGGUGGUGGUGGUGGUGUGAGUGCCGCUACACCACACAUACCCGAGGAUCCGUUCGGCUCGGCGCCGUUCAGUUUGCCGGCCGGAUUGCGCGAGAAAGCAACAACGCUGCGUAAAACUGGAGCUAAAUUCGUCGUCCCCGGUGGUCCACCGGCAUCGCUGACACAGUCGUCCAGUGGCGGCGUGAGUGCCAAUAUGACCGCGGCCUGCGGCACCACUUCAUCGACAGCUUCAUCUAAAUGGCUGCUCUCGCCCACUUUGGAAGUGUCGAGUGAGGAGAAAACUUCGUUGAUAAAUAAUUUAAAAACCGAUUCAGAAGGUGGCGCUGGUGGCGGUUUAGAUGAUGUUCUUGGUUGUGGUGGAGGCGAUGUUGAUUCCAUAGCCACCUUGGCUGGGGUAGCACUUCCUGGUGGUGGUUUUGUCAAACUCCCAUUGGACGAUCGUAAUAAAUAUGAGAAAUUGCGCAGUAACGAUAAUCCCACUUCGGAUGAUUCCGAUUCGGAAUUCUUUCAAGAAGACUAUGGCAAUACGACUGGCCCUAGCAGCACGAAAGCGAUUUUCAAACAAAUUGUUACCAACAACAUACCAGAUACUAUACACAAGAUACAGCAGGCCGCCUAUCACAAAGUCGACAAGACACAGCUAAAAGUGCCCAUCGUCAAGAAAUUACGUCAUUCCACAAGGAAGCCGACAACGGCGGCUCAACAGGCCGCACAGCAAGUGAAUGCCGCUUUGGAGCAGCAUGAGCAACAGCAGCAGCAAGCGGCCGCUAUUGCUGCCGCUGCAGCCGCAGCAUCGGGCGCCAAGUCGGAUGGUGAGGACUCGAUUGGUUCGGCGAGCGAUUUGCGUGCCGAGGAUGAUGACUUUUUCGACGAGAACGAUGUGCGUACACGCAAUACGCGACUCCGUCGCCCUGUUAUGGAUGUGGAUGGGAUAAGUGAAAGUGUGAAGACGUGCAGCUCGUCGGCAUACCACGCGGAGUGCGAGAGCGUCACUACGCAUGAAGAUGAUGUGAGUAGAGUGUUGGUUAAGGUGCGUAUGCGCAAGAAGGACCGCACAGCCGCUGCUGUGGCAGCUGCUGCCGAAGCGAGUGGCAUUAUUGCCAGCCGCGAAGACGAAAGCGAACUUAGUCCUACGUCUAACGAAUUUCUAAAUAAGCUCGGUGAUAAGCCGCUGUUACUCGACGAUGAAUUGGAUUAUGGCUCUGGCGAUUCCGAUUCGAAAGGUAAAAGUAGUAAUGAAACGGAAGAGUCACCCGAAAGUGGUCCGGCGCCUAAUUUGUUGGAGAAUGCAAAUACCAAACCAGAGGAGUUGGAUGUAUUUGCGAUGGCGCCUUUUAAAAUGCCUGUUGGUUUACCUUUGAAGAAACGUACUUCAAAAAGUAACCGCGUGCCGCCGAAAGUGCCGGCGCGCAAUCCCCCCGUGCAGUCACAUUCUGCGGAAAUUUGGACAUCAACGCCAGUGAAGGGCGCGGGUAAUCGCACCAGUUCGGUAGAUAAUUUUGCCAACUUUCCUUCUGGUCCCUCGCCGCAUUUGGAUGAGUUCAACGAGCCGAUUUUCAAUCCUUUCGUCGAGCCAGUAGUUGCACGGUCCAUUGUAACGCCCAAACCGCCUGUACAAAGUGCAUCCAAUUUCGGCACAGUGACCGUUAUAUCAUCAGCAGCAGCGGAGCCGAUUGCAAAUGCAAAACCUAUAACUGCGCCUGCAAAGUCAGCGGCCACGACGACUUUUGUAACCAAUUUCGCAGCAACGGAGCGCCCGAUUGCUGAGCCGAAGUUUCCGAAUAGUGCAGUGCAUGCGCAAGAACAAGACCUCUUUGGCUCGGAGCCAUUUCCACAGGUAAUUCGUAAAUGUAUUAUUGUAAACUCCACAGAUGGCGGCAAAGAAAGCACCAAUCAAAAUAAGCACAGCAACAAUAUUGUGCAAAUCAAACAAGCCCAAGUCGCCACACCCGCGAACCCAGUGGUCCCAGCACAAACUCAACAUUCCAAUGUGGCAACGAUUCCCACCUUUGCCACGCUUACAAGUGCGGCGCCCAACGCCACCGUGCCCCAACUUGUCACAAUCAAUCACUCAAUCAUUAUAAACAAAACUCCCGAACCUUUGCCGAACUCUUCACUGCAAUAUCGCAACAACAUCAAUUCACUCCAACAAAAUGCCGCCACGACUGCGUUCGCCGUAGGUGCAACGGCAGGUGGCAGUGCCUAUAUAAAAUUACCUGCAACUGCAACGCCGAACACUACCAACAUUGCAUGCGCCAAGCUUGUCAAUGUCAAUGUACCCCCGCCAAAUACGGCAUCUAUCAAUAUACCCGGCCCCCCUGCCGCCGCCAUUCACAAGCAAUCUCUCAAAGUUAAUGCUCAUGUUCCUAGCACACACGGUGUCGUGCUCGCCAUCCCUGGGAGUGCCCCCUCCUCCGUCUCCAACACCGCCUCCGUCUCGAAAUCCGCAUAUGCGCUAAGCAAUAGCUCCAUAGCGUCUUCCAGCACAGUUGCGCAUUUGCAACCGUCCGAUCACCAGUCAUUGUUUCCCAUUGCCGAUAAUGGUUUCGUACAAAUCUCUCAAGAUCGUUGUUCGGACUUUGCGUCAGAUGAUGAGGCGGAACCAGUAGUUUCACAUGGAUCGCAUGCCACUGAUAUGAGUGCAGCCACAUCAAGAACCACGCCACCAACUUCAUCAGCGGCGACUGGGAUCCUCAACAACAGCACCGCCAUGUCCACGGCAAAGCCAAAAAAAGAAAAGUCCCAUUUAGGUGUGAGAACUUUGCCGGCUAAAAUAACACAAAAAGUUAAGGGUCACACCUAUAAAAAGGUUGUGUCCGCAAGUGUACUCGGCUCGACUUCGUCGCUCACUUCGAGCAGUAAACAAAAACAUCAACGCCUACAGAGUCAGUCACAUGAAGAUGACGACGACGACGAGGACAAUGAGGAGAAUUUCAAAAAUCGAUCUACAACAAACACCGCAAGCAAUUUAACAAAACAUUCCAAACAUGCAACCAGUACCGGCAGCACGAGUAGCGCCAAAGGCACAAGUGCCUCGGCCAAUUCGGCAAUGUCGAAUAGCUUCCAAUCGAAUACAAUACAAAAUUCAGCGAAAACUGGUUUUAGUAAUAUGAGUUUCGAAGAUUUCCCCUCCGAUCAAGAGAUCGAUCGGCUGUCGAAAACCCUACCAUUCGAGGUGGUACGCAACGAGAAAAUGCUGUUGGAAGCCGAAAAGAAAUUCGGCUCGUUGAAACGACGUAACAAUUUAUUCUCCUAGAAGCGAAUUGCCGAAACGAAACGAUCGUUGAAACGCGAAUUUAAGCAAGUACUACAAAAAGUAUUGAAAAAUUCCAAGGACUAAUAAAUGAAGUCAAUUAAUAGAGAAUGUUUAUAUGUAUGUACGUAGAAUUAAGUGUAGAGAUGUAAGUGUGAAACACAAAUGUGAAUUGAUGAAAUAUAUGAAAAUGAGUAAAAUGGGUGUGAAAAGAGUAGUGUAAUAAAGAAUAUUUUGUAAUGCACUGUGUAUGCGAAAAAUAACGAAAAUAAUGAAAAUAUGAAAAUAUGAAAAAAGAGUAUUCGCAUAAUGCCGUAAAAAUGUGCAUAUGUCAUCGUGUAUCGUCAGUAUGGCGCCAUUCUAAGCAGUAUUCUCAAUUUAGUAUCUUUUUUUUAAUUUAUUUCAAAAUGAUUUAUCACAGUUUGACCAAGGUCAGAGACAGUAAAAGAAAUAAAUAUAAUGUUGAUUUUCAAAUAUAAUAUUUUCGCAAAAUCAAAUAAUAUUAACUUUUCCAGGCAAAUUUUUGGUUACACAACUGCCAGCGUAGGGUAAAAAUUUAGCACAAAAUAAUUAAUAAUUAAAAAAUUCUAAAGCUUCAUAUAAAUAUAUACUUUUUUGUUAUCUUUUAAGGAGUAUAUAUCACUUUUCCUAGCACAUAGGAAACACAUUUUUAUAAGUACAUAGAAACUCGCUAAUUAAACAUAACAAAGAGCCAAAACUUUUUCGAAUUUAUAAUUUUACGGUGUGAACAUCUUUUUUACUCCAUUUACUCCACCAUGUCAGUUAAGGGUUAAUAAUUAUUUUGUCAUUUUUUGUAUAUGAAUCCAAAAUAAAGAGUUAUUUUAUAUCUGUGGAAUGAAAAUUGGUUAUUUUUA